CAGAAACAUCAAAAACAUGGUUUCCUUAACCUCCUUAGUUCUGCUACUUGCAGCUUUUGUUCUGUCCCCCCAAGUGCUUGCUAACUAUGAAAAACCUCCUGUGUACAAGCCUCCCAUCGAGAAGCCACCUGUGUACAAACCCCCAGUUCAAAAACCACCAGUGUACAAACCCCCAGUUCAAAAACCACCGGUUUAUAAGCCCCCAGUAGAAAAACCACCGGUUUACAAGCCACCGGUCGAGAAACCACCGGUUUAUAAGCCACCAGUAGAAAAGCCACCAGUUUACAAGCCACCGGUUGAGAAACCACCAGUUUACAAACCCCCAGUUGAGAAACCACCCGUUUACAAGCCACCGUAUGGAAAGCCACCCGUGCAUGAGUCUCAAUAUGAAAAGCCACCGGUGUACAAGCCCCCAGUGGAGAAGCCACCAGUGUACAAGCCCCCAGUUGAAAAGCCACCAGUUUACAAGCCUCCGGUUGAAAAGCCACCGGUUUACAAGCCUCCGGUUGAAAAGCCACCGGUUUACAAGCCCCCAGUUGAAAAGCCACCGGUUUACAAGCCUCCGGUUGAGAAACCUCCGGUGUACAAGCCACCAUAUGGGAAGCCACCUUACCCAAAGUACCCUCCAACUGAUGCAUGAUAAGAGGUGUACUAAGUAUAUGCUAAAUAAGAGGCAUAGCUAUUAUUACUAUACCAUUGCCAUGCUCACGAAUUAUGGAAAGGAUUAAUCUUAGUUUCUUGGUUUCAAGUUGUCUUUUUUACUGUCUCUGGCCAAGAUAAGAAUAUGCAUGCACGGGAUGAAAUAUUUGUGCUUUGUACUCUAGCUUAUGAAUACAAUGUCUUUUAAGACUUUCUGAUA
This is a messenger RNA of Vigna unguiculata (cowpea), 859 nucleotides long. RefSeq lists its product as uncharacterized. The record is from RefSeq and is a predicted model, not a curated record. Lineage: Eukaryota; Viridiplantae; Streptophyta; Magnoliopsida; Fabales; Fabaceae. Gene Ontology annotation, cellular component: extracellular region. Gene Ontology annotation, molecular function: structural constituent of cell wall.